GUAUAUACUGUGAUAUUUGAGUAUCACCCAGCCCUUCACUCCAUUCAACCUUCCUUCUGUUUACACAGACGUCUUUAUCUCUGUGUGCCAGUUCAUGUAAUCCCCUUAGACACACCACCUGCAGACUGCCUGUUAUGUAAAGACAGGAAGGAGACAGUAUAAGGACUGAGCAGGCUGUCCUGCAUCAGAUAGCGGAGCACAGGUUGAAGUGUCCAAGCACACACUCGGACAGACCCUCUGUCAGUGGGUUUCCCGUCCUGGGAGUCCAGGAAAAAGGAGUUUGAGAAAAAGUGAUAGCCAAGUGUUAUCUGCCCGUAAACUCAUUCCUGAUAUAACAGGUAGACCAUCACGGAACGCGCCAAAAUGUUUUUCAGGAUCCCAAGACUGACUCCGGGCUACAUCAGGCUGCUGCAGACCCAGGCCUACCACAAUGUGGCUGUGACGCCUCCAGCUGAGAGGACCAUGCCCGGCAUGGCUAUGCUGCUGGGGGCCGUGGGGAUCGGGUUGUGUGGCUACAGCUCCAGGCAGUUGGCCCUCUACCACCGGCCCUCCACCCGUGUGCUGCAGUGGAUUGGCACACACACUGAUGCCAGCAUGGUGUGCACAGUGGCCAAUAGGACCCCCUUCCUGGAUGUUAAUCGCCAGGCUGUUGCUUGCCAGGAGAUCCCACCUCCCUCCUUUGUAGGCCAGAAAGUCCCUGUGAAAUAAUACCCUUUGAUGCUAGGUUGGGUAUAGAUUGGCCAUCACAUAGGUUGAGCUCCAGUAACUACACUUAUGCACAACUAAGAUUGUAGCUAUGCUGGCCCCCAGUGUGGCCCAUGUGCUCUCUGAUGAUGUGCAAGUGUGGAUAUUUGACAGACCUCAACCUUUGUGUUCGCAGGGAGUUAGAGGUCUUAUAGUAAUAAUGAAUUCUGUAACUAGUGCAACACAUAUAAAAGUAGCUGAAAUUAGUGAAAUUAUUAGUGUGGAAUACUAUUGGAUUGUAUCAAUUACUCACAAAUAGAGUAUGUCAUGCACUGAGAGGGCACGAAGCAAUAUGAAUGAUUGGAUGACUACGUAAUGAUGCUGGAACUUCCCAUAUGCUUUUGAAUGUAGCUUGAAGGAGCUAACGUGUUUAAUUUGGAGACAUUGUGUGUCUUUUUGAGGCCUGGCGUAAAGGGACCGACGCUUGGCAGUGUCCCUCUGUACACAGAUGGUUGGCAACUCUCUCUCUGUCCCCUCCCCUUCCCUCCCCAGGCAGACAGCCAUGUGUAAGUGCUUGAGCACCCCAUCCCUGCCCAUGACUUCAAUUGAUUGCCUCUGAGGAGUUGCAGGUGCCAUCAAUCAACAAGCUUUGGCGUUUGCUGGCGCCGUCUGGUCACUGGCUGUCAAUCAAGAAACGAUGGAGAAAGACACAGGUUGGCUUUGUGGCUGAAACAGUGACUGGUGCUUCCUGGGCUCAGAAAAGUUAAAUUCUCCAAGGGUUUGGUCAGGGUGGUGAAAGAAUAUCUGAGUGGCAGGGCACUUUUGUGGAUUGAAACCUCUUCUUUAAAUAUAAGAAAGUUAAAUACAAUUGAUAUCACAACCCGAGUCGCAUAAACAACACAAAUAUACCUUGCUGGAUUAUGAAUCCUAAUUUCCCUUGACCGAGACACUGCGGGUGGCAGGCGGGCAAGGUAGAAUGGUGAUUACUCCUGGAAAAGCCUGUGUCCUUUGUGCGGCUUUACCCAGGUGGAAGAAUCAUUCCUGGAAACAUACGACUUCCCCUAAUCUGGUAUUAGAGACAAGGACCAGUGAGAGGCAGGCAGUCCCUGUGCAUUCCAACUUUGUACCAUUCCCCCUGCACUGUCCACCAUUUGUCCCACUGCCAUACAUGGAUUUAUUCAUUAUAGGAUUGGUGUUUCCUUUUGUGUUUACACCAAAAAUGCAGCAGUGAAAAGGGACUUGAAAUUUGGCGAGACACUGAGCGUGGUUGAGAAUGCGUGCUGUGCCUUACUAUGGAUAGCACAGGGUCAUACUGUCUUUAUCUUUACUGCGUCUUAUUUUUUUUUAUUUUAUUGAAAAUCUACUGAAUAUAGAGUUUUGUGUUUCACAUAUUGUGGUGUGAUGGUAACAAGCCAUAACAAUGCACAGUUUUAUUUCUCCACAAGCAUGGGGACAGGAGGAGGAGGAAGUUCCUUAGUACUCUGGAAAGUUGUGAAGAAUGAGGAUGGUGAGAAAAUUGAGUUUUUCAUCACUUAGAGGUCAGCCAGACCUUGUAAUCAAUUUUCUCAUUGUUUAAGAGCCACCCUUGUCCGUCUGCCAAAUUGGACCAGCGGCUAGUUGAACCCAAUAGUGCGCCCUCCAGAACACUAGCGCAGUAGGUCACCAACAGAAUGUUCGUAAUCCACUCAGCAGAGUGGGCCAAUGGCUCCAACUGGCAUCAGGCACUGAACAAAGAAUUGGUUGCCUUGCUCUGGAUAGAGACUGACACCCAUAAUCAAUUUCAUAAUUGGAUUGUGAUGGUCUCAAAACGACAGGAUACUCUGUAUUACCAUAUUAGCCUAAAGGAAGAUUAGAGAGUAAAUUUGGACUUUUAAAUGUGAAGAUUCAGAUACACGUAUAACUUCACCUGUUCUGAAAUCUAAGUGUGAAAGUAUCUGUCACGCUGGCGCGACCUGCAUUUUAUAGUCAUUUUCAGGCAUUGCACUUCCAUGAGUGUGAAACCAAUGAGAGUGGGGCUGGAGGUUUUGUAAUGCACCUGGCUGCUUUUGAUGGAUUCUCAGUAUACUGCAGUGGUGCACAGUGAGCACAGAGCACUGUGGAAACCUAUUGAUCUCAAUCAGAGAGUGAGGGAGAGCUUGUCUCCUCACUGCAGCAUUGUGCAGUUCAUGAAGGAGAACUGCCAAGACACUGCACUCACAAAAAUGAAUAUCUGGAAACAUGUUUGUUGUUGGAAUAAAAUACAGGAAAUGUUUGAAAGCACAGUAUUCAUCUGUUAGCUUGUUGUGCAUCAGUGCUCAUUCAUUUCAUUCUUGUAAAGCUCCACAAACUCCACUUCAGCUGUGCCCAUUAAAGGAAAGAUUUCUUCUGUUAGCAAUAUAAUUAAUAAUUCAUGAAAAGAUGUUGGAAGAAAUUGAUGAAAUAAAAGUAUUUGGCAAACAUGCUGCUCUACUGUUGCACUUAAUCCCACCUGUGGGUCAGAUUGUUUUUGUACAGUGUUGUUUGAUGAAGUUGUGCUUUUUGUACCAAGAAAUAAAUAUGUUAUAGUCAAUGUGCAGUUCAUGCUGUUUUGCUGUAAUUAGGCUUAGAAAGAUCAGACGCUGGUUUUUCAACUCAAGAAUCAUUCCGUCGUUUAGAAUUCAUAUACCCACACUUGCAGUAUACUGUAGGUCACAGGUUACCCAUGAUGGGCCAUGCUCCAUUGUACAUGGAGAAUUAACAAUCCUAAUGACCUUAUUGUGAACUAAAUUAUCUAAAACUCUCCAAUAUGGAAGAUAUGGUAAGUUAAUAAAUUGGGAAGGGUUGAACAUGUCUUGAGUUUCACAUUAUUCCCUAAAGACGGUUGUUGAUCCAAAGUGCAGUUGCGGAUACUGAUAUUGAUGCUUUAGACUGCAUAAAGUAGACACUGUAGACAUUUUUACCAUUGUUUGUUUAUUCAUCUAUUUUAUUUGUGUCAAACAUGAAAAUUGCUCCAACCAGAUUUCUUAAUGUCACCUACAAUGGAGUCACAAUUAAAGGCUACACAUUAGUGAACAGCAAAUAGGCCCGCUUACAAGAUUGUACAAAAUAAGACGAUAUGUUACAUUUUUGAUAACAAGAAAAGAGCCCAUUUAAGCAGACUGUUAACAAAUGUUUCAGCUUACUAAACACCAGCAUUAAUACAAUACGACGCGUAAUCAGAUUUUGUCCAAAUUGAUACAUAUGGUUCUUUGGAUCUAAAUCUAAAUGAUUUGGCCCCACACAUUACAUGAUACUCUAAUCUAUUAGAGUCUUAAAAUCAUGUAAAAACAUUCUUAAAUGGAGAAAAGAGAGUUGGGUGAAUGUACUUAGUAUUGUAGUGAAUGUACUAUUUGUAUAAUGAAUAAUAUCUAAUGAAAUGUGCAAGUGUUGACUUUCACUUAACUCUGUAAUUUAACAGAGGAACAGCAGGUCAGGGCUUAUAUGGACAACCUUUAGUGUGUUUUUUUUAUUAGUUAUGCUUCAGAUUUAUGCAAAUCCAAUAGUUGCACUGAUGCACUAAUAAAUAGUAAUAAUUUAUGAGCAUACCGUCUUAGUUUAAAUCACUUACAUGCAUGCAAAUGUUACACUAAAACUAUUAUCAGCACCUUUAAAUUCACAUAAUCUGUUUGAUGUAGAAGCCAAACACUUGGGACACUGGGGAAGUUUGAAUACAUUUAACGCUGCUAUUAGAAAAGGUCCAAUAGAAAUGUUCAGCCUGGAGCUGUCUGGUACAGUAGGUCAGUGGGCCAUUAGCCUGUGAGAGCCAGCUUCAUACUGUAUAAGUCAAGAGGUAAGUGAGGAAGGGUCACCACAUCCCAGCGGCAACAGGUCCUCAUAACGCGGCCUAACAGUGCCCUCUAGUGGACACAUCGAGGGGUUAUCGGCGCCGUCGGUCAUCGAUGUCCAGAGUUGAAUUUUUCGCUCUUUGGUUCGAUGUUCGCAUUUAAAUCGCGUUUUGUUCUCUUAUUUAAGAUGUUUCCAGCAGCAAAAUGCUGCUGAGAGGAUGACACUUUAUUCUAAGGAUUCUGCAGUCUAUUUGCCAUUCCUUCUCCUCCGCGAGGAGCCGAGGACACACCAGGGCACUGUGCUUGGUUGAGUUGUGCUGAAAGAAGCAACGCGUGGAGAAGAAGAGUUUACUGGACCCCGAACAAAAGGAUUUGGGAGUUAUUUGUCCGCUUUCAAGGUGCCACUUUAGUCAGGGCUGAGUGAAGGAGCAACAAGCACCUGCAGGGCCCUAUCAGUGGCCCAAACCCCAUUACUGCAGUAUGGGUAACUUUUCCAGCAAGGACGGCCAUGGACCCUCAGGGGCCCAUGGGGAUAGUUUCCACACUCCUCCUGCUUCUCCACAGAGUGAUGGGCCUCCUGUAAUACACGAUGUCCCCCAACUCCUACCCCCUACCUUACCUCAACCUUCCCCUGCAGCCCCGGUCCUAACAUCCAGUGGGAAGAAAGUACAGUCCAGCACUACCCCUUCCAGUCCCCCUUCUGAAUGGAAGCCUCAUCCACCAGUCAGUUCAAAUAGCUCCACCAUUGGCUCUGGAGUUAGCCCCGUGCACAACAAGCCACGAAGUAUUGUGGGUAAAGAGCAAGCCGCUUUUGGGAGGAAUGGGUGUCCCCCUACCUCCACCCCUCGGCCUCUGGUGUCCCAGCAGCAGGCUGUGGCCAUCAGCCCUACAAAGAGCCCCUCUUCUUCGUGGAGUGCCUCACCUGUGGUGGUGGGCAGCUCUUCUGGGCAGAACUGGAGGGAAAGGGACAGUGGUCUGAGUCAGUCUUUACUGCCCGCUCACGAGGCUGGGGGCAGCCUGGGUGAGGAGCUGCAGAAGCUGCUGGAGGAAACUAGUACAACACUGGGUAUCAAUGCCGGUCUGGAUGGGGCCACGAAUGCAGCAGAGAUACUGAAGCAUCUACUGACAGAAGUGAAGAAUUUGAAGAGUACUUUACAGACGGAGCGUGGGGAAUGGCUGCAGUUCCAGGCUGACCUACAGGUGGCGGUGUCAGUGGCAGACCGUUUGAGAGCCGAAGCAGAAGAAGAGCUGACUGUGCUCCGAACGGCGCACAAGGAUGUGGAGAGGGAGCUGGCUGCUUCCCAGCAGAGACAGAAGGAGACUGAUAUGCAACUGGUAACCCUGAGAGGGGAGUUAAAGGAGAGCAGGCAGAGACUGGCAACUCUCACCCAAGCUCCAUGUCAGGAACCAGAGCGGCCCAAUGGAGAACCAACCAACAGCUCUGAAAGCAAAGAAGGGACCCACAGAGGCAGGGAGAGAGGGGUGUACAAGUUGGGGCGAGAAGGGCUGGAGAGUAGGAGUCAGAAUGAAUUGAGGAAGAAUGUUGUCAGCGAGGAGGCCAAACUAGACUGUAAAGGCGUGGCUAAGCGUUACCUGAGAAAUGUGACCAAUGAGGAUAGGACUGGAGAGGAGGUGCGAUCCAGCGAAACACGAAGGACGGUAACCACAGAGAGGUCAAGAAGCUUGUCCAGAUUACCUGCUUCCUCAGGCUCCCUCACCAUGCAGAAUGGAACUUCCCAGCCCGAUACUGCCUCAACAGUUGGACCUACAAACAAGAAUGUGGGGCAACUAAAAGGCCGAGGAAGUCUGGAUUGGCAAGACAGCAGGUCAAGCACUGACAAAGGAAAACGUGAGGAGUCUCUAAAUAAGUACAACUCUGCUCUCACUGAGGUGCCUCUUUCCAAGUCCCAGGAUGGUUUCAACCUGCUGCUGCGUCGCCAUGGAGGCUCCAAGAGAAACUCGCUGCUGCGUUGGUGUCAGAGCCAAACACAAGGCUACGAGAAUAUCGACAUCACCAACUUCAGCAGCAGCUGGGCCGACGGUCUCGCCUUCUGUGCUGUCUACCACACCUACCUCCCCUCACACAUCCCUUACACCUCUCUCACUCCAGAGAACAAGCGGGAGAAUCUGAGUCUGGCAUUCAAAACAGGAGAGACUGUUGGGAUCGCUCAAACCCUGACAGUAGAGGAGAUGCUGAGAGCAGGAGGUCCUGACUGGCAAAGGGUCCUGAGCUACGUGGAGAGCAUCUACCGUCACUUUGAGAUGUGACGGCUGGAGGUACUGACAGACAAUCCCAACAUAGUGGAUCCUAAAGGACACUUUAAAGAAAACAAUAUGAGUUGUGAUGGAUCCCUGAAUACUAUACUUUGCUUUUGCUGUGUGUCCGGAAUAUGGAUAAACUUCUGUUAGCAAAAUGAGAUAUUCAAAGCUACAAUUUGCAACUUUUUGACAUCAAAAUAAAUUAAGACGACUUACUGUCAACAAUUUGCUCCUGUGGAUUUAAGUUCCUCCGCUUGGUUUUCUUUCAUACGCUUCAGAAAAUGUGCUCUGACCAGCUAGAGGCUACGGAAGUGACAAGGCGCAACGUAUUACGUUAUUGGUUUGUUACCACUGUUGUAUGCAUUCUUAUAUUUCUCAUAUACUUAUUCAGCUGACAUUUGACAUACACCAGUAUGUGGUGUGAAUAAUUCAGACCUAGUGAAAGUAGAUAUCAUCAUAAUCUGACCAAAUGAGUAGGACAGGAAGGAUAAACUAAACAACUACCGUUUAAUACAUUUUUUACAUGUUAGAGCGUUUUAAAAUAAAGACUAUCGUUGACCACUGUAGAAAUGAAGAAUAGCUAGAUCUUUUUUAUAGCCUCCUUAUUAAGGAAGGUAGAAUUGCUGUAAAUGUCUCCACACUGGUACUUCACUGGCUGAAACUCUAUCACAUCAUGUACCUUCAUCAAAUCUGUAAGCAGGCCUUAAACUACACACGUUGUAUAUGCCAAUCUGCCUAUGUGUUUAGCUUUUUAACCUCGUCUGUGAUGCUCUGCAAAGAUUCUACUUUUUUCUGGACCUUUAAGCACUCUGUAAAUAAGCACUUUUGUCAGCACCUUUUUGCUGAAUGAAUGUAAUAAGGUACAGUACAGAUGUUGCACAACUGCUGCACUCUUCAAAGGGCUCAGUAGGCAUUCGGUAGAAAUGCUGCAGACCAGUCAGAAGAUUUGUCAAGUUCAAAUUUAUGUUUGUGUUUUCUCACAGAAAACGGUGACUGUGUGGUAAUGAUCAAAAUCUAUGAAGUGCCUCCAUGUUAUCACAAGUGAGCCAGUGCUGUUUAGGCUCUCAGGGAUGUGCAUUACAGGAGUGACUUGAAGCAAAAGCAAAUACAAGCCCACACAGGCUUGCACAUCCAGUUGCUGCAACAUCUCACUCUGUCAAACCUGCAUCCUCAUGGAUGCAACACGCACCCUUGUACUACACCAGUGCUGAGAAACUAAACAACUGUUUUUUGUUUCGACAAGUUUAAAGCUGAGUUUGUUGCCAAAGUCCGUAUGUGCCAAAUAUUGGAAAAUUACUCCUUGGUUGUGAAAAUGGACCAUUGUAAUACAUGUUUAUAUGUAACUAGUGUGGAAAAAAAUUAUACCAAAGAAAUAAAAUGUUAAUAUGGAUCAACUAA
This is a messenger RNA of Perca fluviatilis (European perch), 8123 nucleotides long. RefSeq names its product cytospin-A. Bases 4947 to 6734 code for a protein of 595 amino acids. NCBI's taxonomy places the organism in Eukaryota, Metazoa, Chordata, Actinopteri, Perciformes, Percidae. Gene Ontology annotation, molecular function: protein binding. The record is from RefSeq and is a predicted model, not a curated record. The transcript is spliced from 13 exons.